GUUGUUUGUGCGGAAGUGUAGUGCCUGUCUGCAGGCGAUCGGCCGCUCAGAGCUCAUCAUGCGUGUGCUGGGACAGGUGUACCACCUGGGCUGCUUCAGCUGCUGUGAGUGUGAGCGCCGGCUGCAGAGAGGUGAUGAGUUUGUGCUAAAGGAGGGACAGCUGCUCUGCCGGGGAGACUAUGAGAAAGAGAGAGAGAUGCUGGCUGCCAUCAGCCCGGUCCCUACCGAGUCAGUAAAGAGUGAGGAUGAGGAUGGUGGUGGUGUCUCUGUUGGUGGGAAGGCUGGGGAUGAUGGGAAGGAGCACAAGAGAUCCAAGAGACCACGUACCAUCCUGACCACACAACAGCGACGUGCCUUCAAGGCUUCCUUUGAGGUGUCUUCCAAACCCUGCCGAAAGGUCAGAGAAACUCUUGCAGCUGAGACUGGACUGACGGUGAGAGUCGUGCAGGUGUGGUUCCAAAACCAGAGAGCAAAGAUGAAGAAGAUCGCUCGCAGACAACAGCAGCAGCAGCAACAGCAAGAACAGGAGCAAAUGGGCGGGACCAGGAGGGGUCCGAGCAGGGGGGGGCGCCAGAGUAACGAUGACAGCGAGGAUGGCUCCAGCAGUCACGGACUGGACGGGCUGCUCUCAUAUUCCUCUCUGCCACGCCAACAACUGCUGGCUUUGGAUCCCAACAUAUACGGUAGCGAGCAGUUCCGACACGGGCUCACGCCACCACAGCUAGGCCCCGAGCAGAUGCACUCCUACGACUCUGAGACAAUUUUCCAUGACUUGGACAGUGAUGGAAGCCUCAGUCAUCUCGGAGACUGUCUCUUGUCGACUGCCGACGGUGGAGUUCUGGCAGGGCGGAUAGGAAAUCCCAUUGAUCGCCUCUACUCGAUGCAAAACUCCUACUUUACCUCAUGACCCUGGUUCCACCUCCCUAAGCACUCCUCCACCACAGCAGGGGGCAACAAAUAGAUUGAGUCUCACUGCAGGCGUCUUUCAUCAUCAAAACUAAUUGAAUCUCUCAAUCGUAUCUUAGUCGUGCCAAUAAAGCUCUAACCAACCAAACCAAGACAGGAUCACACCCUAAAAAUUCAAUUUAACAUUGCCAGAAUGGGAGUUCACUGGAAAAACAUGUUUUAUAUCACAUAUAUGCACUAUUUUUUUUGCUCUGUAUUGCUUAAACAUUAUUGCGACAGUCAUAGGCGUGUAUCAGACAUCAGCAGGAAGCUGUUCAUGACGUGUAAGUGUUACCUCAAAACUCUGCUCACUGCACAGCUAACAAACUAAUCAAGGCUGUAUCCGAAAUCACCCCCUAUACUCUUAUUCACUAUAGAGUGCUGCAGUGAUGACGUAUUUUGUAGGCCUAACCCUGGAAACAAGUUGGCAUUUUAGCAUUUCCACUUCCACUGUCCUGAAGUCAAUGGCUUUUUUUGAAUGAGUUUCUGGUGAAAUGCCUGAAAUGAGGUCUGUGGUUAACACAAGCGCAAAAUA
Sinocyclocheilus rhinocerous is the source of this 1480-nucleotide messenger RNA. Its product is annotated as LIM homeobox transcription factor 1-alpha-like. Gene Ontology annotation, molecular function: RNA polymerase II transcription regulatory region sequence-specific DNA binding; DNA-binding transcription factor activity, RNA polymerase II-specific. The record is from RefSeq and is a predicted model, not a curated record. Gene Ontology annotation, cellular component: nucleus. NCBI's taxonomy places the organism in Eukaryota, Metazoa, Chordata, Actinopteri, Cypriniformes, Cyprinidae. Gene Ontology annotation, biological process: regulation of transcription by RNA polymerase II; neuron differentiation. The transcript is spliced from 6 exons. The annotation marks the transcript as partial.